Entamoeba dispar SAW760 is the source of this 1686-nucleotide messenger RNA. Its product is annotated as sodium/hydrogen exchanger, putative. Gene Ontology annotation, molecular function: sodium:proton antiporter activity. Bases 1 to 1686 code for a protein of 561 amino acids. Gene Ontology annotation, cellular component: membrane. Lineage: Eukaryota; Evosea; Mastigamoebida; Endamoebidae. The transcript has a single exon. Gene Ontology annotation, biological process: proton transmembrane transport; sodium ion transport; regulation of pH. The record is from RefSeq and is a predicted model, not a curated record.
AUGGUGACAACUUCAAGCGUAAGUGAAGAAGACAAUAACCUUUAUGAAAUAGCUGGAUUAUUAAUAGUCUCAGUCUUUUUGUUUACGUUGUUGUGUCACAUUAUUGUAAGACUUGUUCCAUGGCUUCACAUAUUUUCUGAAUCUAUUGUAUCAUUAUUUAUUGGUAUUGCAAUAGGAUUAAUUUUGUUGGCAUUACAUUACGUUGGAAUUGAUUAUUUAUUGAAUGGAAGUGAUUUUGCUCGAAUCUUUCAAACUAUAUUUCUUCCGUUGAUUAUUUUUAAUGCUGGUUUUACAAUGAAGAAACGUAAUUUCUUUAAGAACAUUAUUCCUAUUUUAUCAUAUGCUAUAGGAGGAUGUGUUUUAUCAUCAUUAAUUAUAGGAUUUGGUAUUUAUGGGUAUACGUUUAUUGAUACAAAAGUAAUUGGUUUAGGUUCACACAAUUUAACUAUGUCUGAGUCUUUACAAUUCGGGACAUUACUUGGUGCAACUGAUCCAGUUGCAACACUUGCGCUAUUUCUUGAAUUAAAUGUUGAUCCUUAUUUAUAUUCAUUAGUAUUUGGAGAAUCUGUUUUGAACGAUGCUGUUUCUAUUGUAUUAUUCCAUACAUUAGAUCAAUCUUUAGAAUCAUUUGGGUGGUUAGAUUUAUUGAAAAUUGUAGGUGAAUUUCUUUUCAUUUCCUUUGGGUCAUGUGUGAUAGGUCUUUUUGUUUCUUAUUUCUCAGCAUUUGUAAUGAAUAAAAUGAAAGUAAUGCAUUUUUCAGGAACGUUCAAUUUAUUGUUAAUUCUAUGUGUAGCUUUUCUUGGUUAUUUCGUAUCAGAAUUAUUAGAAAUGUCAGGUAUUUUAACUAUUUUUGUAACAGGGGCUGUAAUGUCUCAUCAUCACUGGUAUUCAGUUCCAGAGAAUCAACGACCAGUGUUGUAUGUCUCUGUUGGUACUUUAGCUUUUGUAGGAGAGACAUUAACAUUUAUAUCAGUAGGAAUUACUAUGUUUAAUCCAUCUAAUUUAACAGCUGAUUAUUGGAAUCCAUUAUUUAUUCCAUAUGUUCUACUUCUUUGCUUUGUUUCACGAGCAUUCAAUGUAUUUCCUAUUUCUUUAUUAAUGAAUUUUAGACCAAAAGCCCCAAAAAUUACUUGGAGACUUCAAAUUAUGUUAUGGUAUGCUGGACUUAGAGGAGCAAUUGCUGUUAUUUUAGCAUUACAAAUGAAUAAUCCUAAUGUUAUUAACACAACAUAUUCUAUUGUUCUUUUUACUAAUAUAGUAAUUGGAAUGACUACUCCAGGUUUAUUAAAAUUAAUGAAAAUUGAAAUGGGUGGUAGUGAACCAUUAAAUGUUCGUCAGAUAGAAUCAAAUGAAACAGUUGAUAUAAAUGAAGCUUCAAGUAAUAAGAAGAAAGCAAUGAGAAAGAUGUUCGUAAUGUUAGACGAAUUGUUUUUGAAGAAGUAUUUCGGAGGUCAACCAAGAAAAGAGAAAGAUUUGGCACAAAUUGAUCCAUUUCUUGUUAAUGAAGAACUUGAAACUGAUAGAGAAAAAGUUGAUAGGAAAUUUAGAGAGCAACAUGUUGUUCAAAAAGAACAAGAGAAAUUACAAGGAGAUGAAGAAAAUUAUGAACGUGAGACUACACCAUUAAUUCAUGAAGAAAUGAAAGACCAUAAUAUAGAUGAACAUCCUAUAGGUACAGUUGAUUAA